CAGCGCGGGUCAUGGCGUGGAUACUGGACUGCCUUUUCGCCUCGGCCUUUGAGCCCCGCCCCCGCCGUGUGAGUGUCUUGGGAGGAGCCCCAGGACACAACCCCGACCGCAGGACGAAGAUGGUAUCGAUACACAGCCUCUCCGAGCUGGAGCGUCUGAAGCUGCAAGAGACUGCUUACCACGAACUCGUGGCCAGACAUUUCCUCUCCGAAUUCAAACCUGACAGAGCUCUGCCUAUUGACCGUCCGAACACCUUGGAUAAGUGGUUUCUGAUUUGGAGAGGACAGCAGAGGGCUGUAUCACACAAGACAUUUGGCAUUAGCCUGGAAGAGGUCCUGGUGAACGAGUUUACCCGCCGCAAGCAUCUUGAACUGACAGCCGCGAUGCAGGUUGAAGAAGCCACCGGUCAGGCUGCGGGCCGUCGUCGGGGAAACGUGGUGCGAAGGGUGUUUGGCCGCAUCCGGCGCUUUUUCAGUCGCAGGCGGAAUGAGCCCACCUUGCCCCGGGAGUUCACUCGCCGUGGGCGUCGAGGUGCAGUGUCUGUGGAUAGCCUGGCUGAGCUGGAAGACGGAGCCCUGCUGCUGCAGACCCUGCAGCUUUCAAAAAUUUCCUUUCCAAUUGGCCAACGACUUCUGGGAUCCAAAAGGAAGAUGAGUCUCAAUCCGAUUGCGAAACAAAUCCCCCAGGUUGUUGAGGCUUGCUGCCAAUUCAUUGAAAAACAUGGCUUAAGCGCAGUGGGGAUUUUUACCCUUGAAUACUCCGUGCAGCGAGUGCGUCAGCUCCGUGAAGAAUUUGAUCAAGGUCUGGAUGUAGUGCUGGAUGACAAUCAGAAUGUGCAUGAUGUGGCUGCACUCCUCAAGGAGUUUUUCCGUGACAUGAAGGAUUCUCUGCUGCCAGAUGAUCUGUACAUGUCAUUCCUCCUGACAGCAACUUUAAAGCCCCAGGAUCAGCUUUCUGCCCUGCAGUUGCUGGUCUACCUGAUGCCACCCUGCCACAGUGAUACCCUGGAGCGUCUGCUGAAGGCCCUGCAUAAAAUCACUGAGAACUGCGAGGACUCAAUUGGCAUUGAUGGACAGUUGGUCCCAGGCAACCGUAUGACUUCCACUAACUUGGCCUUGGUGUUUGGAUCUGCUCUCCUGAAAAAAGGGAAGUUUGGCAAGAGAGAGUCCAGGAAAACAAAGCUGGGGAUUGAUCACUAUGUUGCUUCUGUCAAUGUGGUCCGUGCCAUGAUUGAUAACUGGGAUGUCCUCUUCCAGGUGCCUCCCCAUAUUCAGAGGCAGGUUGCUAAGCGCGUGUGGAAGUCCAGCCCGGAAGCACUUGAUUUUAUCAGACGCAGGAACUUGAGGAAGAUCCAGAGUGCACGCAUAAAGAUGGAAGAGGAUGCACUACUUUCUGAUCCAGUGGAAACCUCUGCUGAAGCCCGGGCUGCUGUCCUUGCUCAAAGCAAGCCUUUUGAUGAAGGUCAGUUCCCUGCUGGAGGUCAGGCCCUUGCUGAAGGUCAGUCCCUUGCUGAAGGUCAGGCCUUUUUUGAAGGCCAGGUCGUUGCUGAAGAUGAGCCCCUUGAGGAAGAUGAGUCCUCUGAGGAAGAUGAAGAGCUAGUUUUUGAGUAUCUUAAUCAAGGAGUAGUCUUUGGGGAAGCUCAAGGUCUAGAAAUCCCAAAUAACUUUGAGAUUCAGGGCCCACAUCUUGAAGGAAUACCAGAGCUUGAUGAGGAAGAUGAUGAUGAUGAUAAUGAUACUUUAAAUUUUGAUGAUCUUCCUCCCCUUGGAGAUAUUCUAGAACCAGAUAAUGAAAUUCCAGAACUCAUUGAGAUCCCAGACUUUGAAGAAAUUCCAUAUUUUGAUAUGGUCCCAGACCUUGAAGGAGCCCCAGAUGUGCAAGAAAUCCUGAACCCUGGAGAAAACUCAAACCAUGACUUAGAAGAAGGAGCAGAUUUUGAAGACCACCAAAAUCUUAACCUUGCAGAAGCUCCCUAUCUUGAUGUAAUCCCAAACAAUGAAAUCCCAGACCACGCAGAUGCUUCAGAUAAUGAUGAAAUCCAAGAUUCUGAAGAAGAUCCCAGUCUUGAAGGUGUCCCAGCUGUUGAUGAAGUUCCAAAUGAUGAAGCCUCAAAUACUGAAGAAAUCCCAGACUAUGAAGCCCCAGAGGUAAAUGGGAUUUCAGACUCUGAGGAAGACCUUGAUUUUGAAGAAGUUUCAGCUCUUCAUGUGGUUCCAAGCCCUGAAGAAGCCCCUGGUGGACAUGAAAUCCCAAAUCAUGAAGAAUCUCCAGAGGUUAAUGGACUCUCAGACCCUGAAGAAGAUCCCAGUCUUGAAGAGGUCUCAGAUUUUGAUGGAAUCCCAAAUGAUGAGGAAGCCUCAGACUCUGAAGAAAUUCCAGACCAUGAAGAAGCUCCAGAGACCAAUGGAAUUGCAGGCCCUGAAGAGGUCCCAGCUCUCCACGUAGUCACAGGCCCUGAAAAUGUCUCUGAUUUUGAUGAAAUGCAAGACCAUGAAGAGUCCUCAGAUGUGAGUGGAGUCCCAAACACCGAAGAAGCCUCAGAUAUUGAAGAAAUUCCGGGACAUGAAGAAGCCUCUGAUGUUAGUGGAAACCAAGACUCUGAAGAAAGCCCUAGUCUUGAAGAAGAUUCAGUUCUCUAUGUGGCUCCAAAACCUAAGGAUGCCCAGAUUUACAACAAAGUUCAAGAUUAUCAGAAAGACCAAGCCAAUGCAUUUGAAGAAGAAGAAGUUACCACUAUGGCUCCAGAAACUGAUGAUGUCUCCAUUCUCAAUACAAUUCCAGACCCUCCACAAGACCUGGCUGUCAAUCUUGAAGAAGUCAUGGAUGUGGAAGAAGUCCCAGUGCCUAAAGAUUUCAACUCUAAAGAGGUUCAGAAUCCAAAGGCAAUUCAGUUUCAUAAAGAUGAAGAUGUUGCAUUCCCUGUAGAUACCACUCUCCUUAAAAACAAGUCUCAGCCUGGCCAAGUCAUGGACUACAAGUCCUCACCAGAGGUGUUGAAGGGCAACACCUGCUUUCUGUCUUCCAUGCAGUGCUGUUCCUCUGAGGAGCCAGCUGUGCCUCCCGGCACUGCCCGUUCCCAUGACGAUGAGGAAGGAGCGGGUAACCCUCCCAUUCCGGAGCAAGACCGCCCAUUGCUCCGUGUGCCCCGGGAGAAGGAGGCCAAAACUGGUGUCAGCUACUUCUUUCCUUAGAUGUUUUUCCUUUUAUAAGGUGCCAGACAGGGGAAAAGGGUGGGGGUACAUCUGGGAUGUCACAGGAAACAUUAAGGAGAGAGUUGAAGGUAAAGAUCUGAAGGUAAGAAGGAGUUCCACCUGAUGCUCGGGUCAGGAUGAGAAUUCCAAACACACUGCCAGCCCCUUCACUGGGGAUGCUUGGUCUCUUCUGCUGGUAAAAGCAGAGAUGUUUCUGUGUCAUGCCCAAGCUCCCCGGUGCUACCUUGCCUUUCUCUUUUACCCCUGAUCUUGGCUUUCUCUCUCUCUCUCUCUGCAGACUUUACUUUAAUUGAUGUGACAUUUGUGGUAAACACCUUUCCCAGGGAACCUCACAAAUCUUGAGAUGCUUUCCCUUCCCCAAAUGGGAUUGCAUGAUUUCCCUGACUUUCCUACCCUCCUCCAGAGAGCUCAGUUGGAAAGGCCCUCAAGAGGCAUGCUAGAACGUUAGGUCAGCCUACUGACAGCUGACAAACAAUUAGUGCGAAAUCAUGUCACACCAACCCAUAGCCGUGUCCACGCAGCAACUCCACCACCUUAGGAUUUCCCCCUCCAAAUUAUUCAGACCAAUGGCUCGCCAAAUGGCCUCUCCCAAAAUUCUGUGCAGUUUUGCUCAGGUCACGCCAACAGGGAAACCUCAAGUGUAGAUCUAAUUAGUGUUUCUGGGAUCCAAAGUUAGAGGAAAAAUUAGAUUUUAUUGCCUGGAUCUGCUUUAAAGACAAUUGGUGUUUACACCCUCUUGUCAGCAAAACAGCUAGUUAGGUAAGGACAUAUAGUUCCAAGUAGGCAAAGUCACUUGAUUACAAAUGUUCUUAACUAUCGUCUCUGUAAUUCCUUUAUACAGGACAGUACAAAAUUGUGGGACAUGCUCUGGUAACACACAGAUAUGGGUUGCAUAUGAUCCAGAAUCACAGCUGAUAUUAUGGGUAACAACUGCUAAGGUCCAUAGAAUGAAGGCUGUAUUGUAUUGAGGGAUAGAAAUUGAUCAUUUAAUGGGUAACAACUGCUGAGCUCAAAGAUUUGUCAUUGUUAAAACUUCUCUGGCAUUUAAUCAUUAAUAAACAUCUGUAUUAUGACAGCA
Gorilla gorilla gorilla (western lowland gorilla) is the source of this 4290-nucleotide messenger RNA. RefSeq names its product Rho GTPase activating protein 36 (gene ARHGAP36). The transcript has 12 exons. Gene Ontology annotation, biological process: signal transduction. The coding region runs from base 12 to 3191 and encodes 1059 amino acids. The record is from RefSeq and is a predicted model, not a curated record. Lineage: Eukaryota; Metazoa; Chordata; Mammalia; Primates; Hominidae.